Molecule: messenger RNA, 2520 nt
Organism: Aspergillus alliaceus
Lineage: Eukaryota; Fungi; Ascomycota; Eurotiomycetes; Eurotiales; Aspergillaceae
Product: cellobiose dehydrogenase
Exons: 11
Coding region: 1-2520 (839 amino acids)
Molecular function (GO): oxidoreductase activity, acting on CH-OH group of donors; flavin adenine dinucleotide binding
Source: RefSeq, a predicted model, not a curated record
AUGGAUCCUCGGGCCGGGUUUCGGGCCAUCUGUAUCGGGGCAUUCUUCCUAGUCUCGUCCGUGGCUGCCAUCGUAUAUCUUGGUCUCGAUACCGCCGGUGCGAGGUGGUGUCGAUCGUCCUCAGAGUCAAAUCCUUGGGCGUUCUUCACCAUGCAGCUCGUUAACCGUUUGCUCGCUUCAUUCCUUACCGCGAGUACUGUGUUACAAACAUGCUGGGCUCAGUCGGGCGUCCCGGAGACGUACACUGACUCUGAAACGGGUAUCACGUUUGAUACGUGGUCGGCACCUGCUGGUACAGGUAACGGUGGACUCGUCUUUGGUGUAGCUCUGCCGGCGACGGCUUUGACCACGGAUGCCACCGAGUUUAUCGGUUAUCUGAAAUGUAACUCCAAAGAUGCCGUGGCCGCUGGCUGGUGUGGCAUCUCCUUGGGUGGCGGUAUGAACAACAAUCUCUUGCUCGUGGCCUACCCGAACGAGAAGUCCAUCUUGACCUCCCUGCGGUUCGGCACGGGAUAUAGCAUGCCCGGUGUCUAUGCAGGCGAUGCCAAUGUCACCCAGAUCGCGUCGCGGAUUAGCGAUACUGCCUUUGAGCUGCUUUUCCGUUGCGAGAACUGUCUGACAUGGAACCACAAUGGCCAAACCGGAAAGGCGACCACGAGCAAAGGUAGGUUAGUAUUGGGGUGGGCGCAGGGCUCGGCAAACCCAGAGAACCCGGCUUGCCCGGACACUAUCAGCUUAGCGCAGCACGACAACCAGGGGAUCAUCGCGGCUACUCUGGACAAGAACGCGGCCAGUGAGUCCUACGAGAACUGGGCCAAGUUGGCUAACAAGACGGUCCCCGGGGAGUGCUCCGGUGGUGGUGGUGGCAACGAGCCGACUCCAGUUCCUGUACCUGACGGUGCGACCUACGACUACAUUGUCGUCGGUGGCGGUGCCGGAGGUAUCCCUGUCGCUGAUCGACUCAGCGAGGCUGGACACCGCGUACUUUUGAUUGAGAAGGGCCCUCCGUCCUCUGGACGCUGGGGCGGCACGAUGAAGCCCGAAUGGUUGGACGGUACCAACCUGACGCGGUUUGAUGUGCCCGGCUUGUGCAACCAGAUCUGGGUUGACUCGAACGGCAUUGCUUGCAGUGAUACCGACCAGAUGGCGGGAUGCGUUUUGGGUGGUGGAACAGCAAUCAAUGCUGGGUUGUGGUGGAGGCCGAACCCAGUCGACUGGGAUCAUGUCUUCCCCUCGGGAUGGCGAUCGGGGGAAAUGCAGCCCUCUAUAGACCGUGUAUUCUCGCGUAUCCCGGGGACUGUUCAUCCCUCUGUCGAUGGAAAGCUUUACCUGCACGAAGGAGCCAAUAUGCUGUCACGGGGCUUGAAAGCGGCAGGAUGGCAAUCCAUCACUCUCAACGAUCAACCAGCUCAGAAGACUAAGACGUUUGGAGACGCACCGUUUAUGUUCUCCCAAGGUGAGCGAGGAGGACCCAUGGGGACGUACCUGGUGUCGGCCAGCGAGAGGGAUAACUUUGACCGGUGGUCCAAUACUACUGUCAGGAGGGUCAUCCGUGAGGGUGGACGCAUCACCGGCGUUGAGGUUGAGGCGACCCUGGAUGGUGGCUAUGCUGGCACAGUCAAUGUGACUGCUAAGACGGGCCGAGUCAUUCUUUCGGCCGGAACAUUCGGAUCUGCCAAGGUCCUAAUGCGAAGCGGUAUCGGUCCAAAGGACCAGCUAGCCGUUGUCAAGAAUUCUACUACCGAUGGAAAGACAAUGAUUGCUGAGUCGGAGUGGAUUGAACUUCCUGUCGGUCACAACUUGGUCGACCACGUCAAUACCGACGUGGUGAUCACUCACCCUGAUGUUGUCAACUAUGACUUCAAAGCAGCCUAUAAGACCCCCAUUGAAAGCGAUAAGCAGAGUUAUCUGAGUAACCGUACCGGUAUCCUCGCCCAGGCUGCACCUAACAUCGGUCCUAUAAUCUUCGACGAGGUCACCGGCUCUGACGGUAUCAAACGACAAAUCCAAUGGACUGCUCGCGUGGAAGGCGGCCACGACAUCCCGGAUGGACACGCUAUGGUUAUCAGUCAAUACCUUGGACGAGGCUCAACCUCUCGCGGUCGUAUGACCAUCACUCCUGGGCUGGACACGGUGGUCUCGACGGUGCCAUUUCUGCGGGAUGAAGCCGACAUUGACGCCGUGAUCAAGGGUAUCCAGAACCUUAAAAGGGCUCUGAACAGCACCGAAGUUACCUGGAAAUAUCCUGCUGCAAACGUCACCAUCCCUGAGUUUGUCAAGACUAUGCCAAUCAACACUGGAACCCGACGGGCGAAUCACUGGAUGGGAACCAACAAAAUGGGCACAGACGACGGCCGCACCGGAGGAACCGCCGUGGUAGAUGUGAACACCAAGGUCUACGGAACUGACAACUUGUUCGUGGUGGAUGCCAGUAUCUUCCCCGGAAUGAUCACUUCCAACCCUUCGGCAUACAUUGUGACUGUCGCAGAGCGUGCGGCGGAACGUAUUCUCGCGCUGUGA